GAGGCGGGGAUUAUAGUGCGGAAAAUGACGCGGCUGGUGGCUGCAGAUUGCUAGUUAUUUUCAUCACCAGCAUAGCAACGAAAAAAGAAAGAAAAAAAAAAGGAAAAUGGAUAAAAACACUACAACGUUCCCCGUCCAGCUUUAUAUUUACGACCUGUCAAAGGGAAUGGCGCGCCAGCUCAGCCCUAUAAUGCUCGGGAAGCAGCUCGAUGGAAUUUGGCACACUUCCAUUGUAGUUUAUGGAGAAGAGUUCUUCUUCGGUGGUGUUGGGAUCUCCAGUUGUCCACCGGGAGGGACGAUGCUUGGGCCACCCGAUACAGUGGUGCAGUUGGGCAACACCGAGGUGAAUGAGGAGAUCUUUAUGGACUACUUGUCAUCACUUGGAGAAACCACGUACAGAGGAGAAAGAUAUAAGUUGUUUGAACACAACUGUAACACCUUCACUAAUGAAGUGGCUCAGUUUCUAACAGGCCACAAGAUUCCUUCUUACAUCACAGACUUGCCAUCUGAAGUGCUCUCCACGCCGUUUGGGCAGGUCCUGAGGCCGAUCCUGGACUCCAUCCAUAUUGCGCCCCCUGGUGGAAGUGUUAUCAACAGCCAUAAUAAUCACAGCUAGGUCUCUUUCGCCAUCUACACGCACACACUGGCAGCUUGUGUUUGUGUUUAAACAGUCAUGUUGGGUUUAGACUCGGGGAUCGGUGUGCUGUCGUUUGUCUGCUCCUGCUCUACAGACACACGGCUCGGAUCCUCACGCUGCAGUCCUGAAGCCACAGUCAGGGAUCUCAGUACUUCAUCUCCGUAUACACCGAGCUCCACCUCCACACGCUGUACUCUGCAAAAGUAUUGUUACCCCUCUAUCCCAGCCAGGAAUGGAGGAGGGAAAGUAUCUCAUGAUUUAUCAUGAAAUCCCGUACAUUUUUUACCUAUGAGAUGAAUCAUUUACCUUUGUAAGUGAUUCCUCGAUCGGACCAGCAGUCUGAUUGGCCAUGUGUGUGAAAAGAAUGAUGUGAUUGCCUGCAUUGUAAAGGACGCUACCUUUUAUACUUUGCAGCCGUUUCCUGCCUUCUGAUCGGAGCACAGUGAUCAUUCAGGCGGUGUUCAUUCUCAGCCUAGCAGCGACUCUGAGGUAGAAGUGUGUGUGGCACAGGUACAGGUCCGUGUGCUUAAUAAAGAAAUCGUUAAUUAAUUACGAGCGUGAAGAUGAAUCCCUGAUUGUGGCACUUUGGAUUCAGUCGUGCUUUUUUAAUAUUCAAAUAUUGUAUACAUGACAUACGCUCCAGUGUUGACCGUCUUUAAACACCUGCAUCAUAAUAAAUGUCUUAUAAAAGCUAUAUUUAUCAGAUAAGUUACAGUUUCAGCCCAUCCUAUAGCCAGUAAAUGGGUUUUAAAUAUUAAGUAUUUAUUAUAAUUAAACAGUUUAUCUAUAAAUCUUUAGUAAAUGUUUGUAGUGUGAUUUCGAAGCCUUUUCAGUGUUAAGUGAUAAAUCAUUCCGAUUUCUAUCCAUUUAUUUGCACAUUAUUUGAACACCGGGCCUCUUUCCCGUGUUUCAGUCACUGCACUUUAACUUAGCGGUUGCCAUAUUGUAGGUUUAUUUUUAUUCAAUCUUUUUCAGCAGCACGAUAGAUUGUUGUUUAUGUUGUUGAGUUUUCACAAUGGAAACUUAAUCAUAAGCAGAUUACGGUGCAUAGGUCAAGACUCAGAGACCGAGUCAACACCGAUAAAACACCAUGUAGGAGAAUAAAGAUUAAUAUGAGAGAGUCACAGAGGGUCAGAACCCAUGCAGCGAUUUGCGAUCGAGUCUCUCAUACGGUUUUAACUGAAGGACGCCUUUAUCACUUUAUUAUCGUAUUAAUAUCAUAAUUUAUCUCUGGAAUUUCUUGUUGACAAUUAUAUAGUUGAAUAAAGUGUUCUAUUAUGUUGCCAUGAAUAUUUAUUUGUCGUUAUGAUUUUGAAUGUGUUCCAUAUGUACUAGUAAUAACUGGACUUUAAUAUCUAACCUGUUUGUAAAUAUAUAUUAUGUUAUACAAACAUAUUCAUCCGAAUAAAGAAAACCAGCUGUGAUCACCA
This is a messenger RNA of Tachysurus fulvidraco (yellow catfish), 2067 nucleotides long. RefSeq names its product desumoylating isopeptidase 1a (gene desi1a). Gene Ontology annotation, biological process: protein modification by small protein removal. NCBI's taxonomy places the organism in Eukaryota, Metazoa, Chordata, Actinopteri, Siluriformes, Bagridae. The coding region runs from base 107 to 616 and encodes 169 amino acids. The record is from RefSeq and is a predicted model, not a curated record. Gene Ontology annotation, molecular function: peptidase activity. The transcript is spliced from 6 exons.